GCGAAGAGGCCAUCUCGCUCCCCUUUGCUGCCCGUGGGUCACCAGGUCAACCAGUUCCCCCGGUCUUGUCAACCCUCGCCGUUAAUUCCUUCGUAUCCCAUCCCAUUGUCCCCCCGACUCUCACCGGUGAGAGCACCAAUCACCCAUCAUGGCUCUCUUCCGCAAUUGCAGGACUGUCACCGUGCAGCUCCGCGGUUUCGCCUCAUCCUCCUCUCGACGGGUCGGACCCGAGUCUCCCAACUUCAUCGAUGUCCCUGGAACCAUUCAGCCCGAUUUCCCUUCCAAGCCCCGUGUCAAGGGUACCCUCCCCGUCCCCAAGGAAAUCUUCUCCGUCCGCCGCAAGGACAAGCCGAGCCCGGAAUACAUCGAUGCUGCGGCACGUCUCCCCUCGAAAGAGCCCGAAAUCGACCCCCAAGACCCCCAUGCCGAAUACAUCCAGCGGAAGAGGGACAUGGCGGAGAUGCGGAGACAGAACCUCCACCAGGGUCUCACGGAAUUGCACGCCCGGAAGCAGUGGACGGACAAGAGAAUGAAAGAGCGGAGUUUGGAGAAGCAGGAGCGCCGGGAGCGUAUCUUUCGCCAGCCGGAGAGAGAAGAUGAGCGGUUGACCCGUCCUUCGGUGACCCAGGACCUGUUGAACCACACUGUGCUGCCGGACUCGGGGCGCGAAGCCCGUCUGGCCCAGUCCCAGGCAAACUAUGCCGACCAACAGAACCGGAAGGAACACGAGCGUCAAGAUAUGCUGCAGGAGCUUUACAUGAACGCGCGUAAUUUCAUCAUCACGGAGGAGCAACUCGCAGAGGAGAUCGCGAGGGUCUUCCCCGAUGGCGAGAACGAGGCAUGGCGCAGUGACGGCCAGAACGGCGAGAACAUCUGGAACCUGGGUAACCCCCAGACUGUCCAGUCGAUUGUCAACGACUCCAAGAAGAAUGAGACAUCUCGCUGGGAUCUUUACCAGGAAAGAGUCAAGAAGCUCGGAGAGAAUAUCACCGGCGGCAAGCUGUGAGAGCUGUGCCUAUCGGGAGGGUUGUAUAUUACAUGUUUCUCAUAGUUCGAUAUUUCCUACUGUCGUACAAUUGAUUUGGUUUGUACUAGCUUUGCUUGUUUGUAUACCUAAGAUCGUUAUAAGAAUAUGAACAAUUUUAUUUGCA
Messenger RNA from Aspergillus heteromorphus CBS 117.55, 1151 nucleotides. RefSeq lists its product as uncharacterized. The coding region runs from base 149 to 1006 and encodes 285 amino acids. Lineage: Eukaryota; Fungi; Ascomycota; Eurotiomycetes; Eurotiales; Aspergillaceae. The transcript has a single exon. The record is from RefSeq and is a predicted model, not a curated record.